Molecule: messenger RNA, 675 nt
Organism: Rhizopus microsporus ATCC 52813
Lineage: Eukaryota; Fungi; Mucoromycota; Mucoromycetes; Mucorales; Rhizopodaceae
Exons: 6
Coding region: 1-675 (224 amino acids)
Biological process (GO): spindle assembly; regulation of microtubule polymerization or depolymerization; protein localization to microtubule plus-end
Cellular component (GO): microtubule plus-end; microtubule organizing center; cytoplasmic microtubule
Molecular function (GO): microtubule plus-end binding
Source: RefSeq, a predicted model, not a curated record
AUGGCUGAAUCUCGUAUUGAAUUAUUAGCUUGGCUUAAUGAACUUUUACAAACACGAUACACCAAAGUUGAGCAAGCAGGAACAGGCGCUGCUUACUGUCAAAUCUUUGACUCAAUCUUUGGUGAUGUUCCUGUUCACAAAGUAAAGUUUGAAGCAAAGCUUGAAUACGAAUUUGUAAACAACUUUAAAAUUUUACAAAGUGUCUUUAAGAAACACAAGAUAGACAAGAUUAUACCCGUUGAUCGUUUAGUUAAAUGUAAGCUUCAAGAUAAUUUAGAAUUUAUGCAAUGGGUCAAACGGUUUUGGGAUCAAAACUACCCUGGAGGAGAAUAUGACGCUUUGGCUCGUCGCGAAAAGGGCGCUCCUAGUGUGGCAACAGCUCCCAAGUUGUCCUCAGCGGGUGGACGUGCAAGCGUAUUAGACAGCCAUUCAGCCCAGACUAUCAUCGACCUCAAUAAACAAAUCGCAGAACUCAAGUUGACUGUAGACGGUCUCGAAAAGGAACGUGAUUUCUACUUCGGAAAAUUGCGUGAAAUCGAAAUUGAGGUUCAAGAAAACUUGGAGAGUAUCGAAUUGACAUUAGCAGAUACCGGUAAAACUGAACACGAGGCUAUUCCCAUUUUACAAAAUAUCCAAAACAUUUUGUACAGUACAGAGGUAAGACAUUCUAUAUAA